GAGGGAGGGAGAGAGAGGGGGAGAGACCUGAGGCGCUUGGAGAUCGGAGGUUCAUCCUCACGGACUGAGGCGCACGUCGUCGCUCCAAAGCAGAGAAGCUCAGACGUCCUCGCGGACCCCUGAAGUGGAUUUUAUCUGCACCUCCAAACACUGCUUCGUUUUGCUUUCUCCCUCCGCGUGUUUCCCAAAGUUGGGAUUUUUCCUCUUGGAGCUGGUUUUGACGCGUUUGGUUUGGUGAAGAUGCGUCGAGGCGCAGCGGUGCUUCUCCUGUUGGUGGUGGCCGUGCACGUCCUGCGCACAGAAGCCUAUAAGUGCAGGUGCACCAGAAAAGGGCCGAAGAUCCGAUACAAGGACGUGCAGAAGCUGGAGAUCAAACCCAAACAUCCCUUCUGCAACGAGAAGAUGAUAUUUGUGACGAUGGAGAACGUGGCUCGGUUCAAAGGGCAGGAGUAUUGUCUCCAUCCCAAACUCCAGAGCACCAAGAACCUGGUCAAAUGGUUCCGCAUUUGGAAGGAUAAGCACAGAGUUUAUGAAGCCUAGAACCUCGGCACACGUGAGGCAGAAGACAUCAAAUCCACCCGGACUGUUGGUUUUUGUUGCAAAGUACAGGAUGUUUUCUGCUUUCAAACUGUACUUGUUGCCCUCUUCUGAGAUCUGUCAGCGUCUGCUAUCUAUAUACAGUAUAUCCAUGUAUAUAUACAUAUAUAGGUAUAGUUAGUCACUCACCACUCCCGUCUUUACAACCAGAGUAAUAAAGUCAAAUAGUGUGAGGGGGGCCGCCAUCCGUGUUCACUGACUCGAUGGUUUGUCCAGUUCUUACUUAAACAAACUUCUCUUUCCAAGUCAAGAAUGUGUCAAUGUGAAGAAGCUUCCGGUCUCAAAAGGUUAAAUACAGAGAGGGUGUUUCCGUUGUUCAGACUUUCAGUGCUCCGUAUUCACCGGGACACCUUCAGGAGUCCAGAUGAAGCUCCUCAAUAAAUCAGACUCUACAUUUUCAGUGUGUGGUGACGUAUAAUACGUAUAAUAAGUCGCUAUUGUUCAGUCAGGGCGAGACGCUCUACCACUGUGUGUGUGUGUUUGCCAUGCCCAUGGUACUCAUGUGUGUCAAACAAACAGUAAUCAGCUUCACCAAUUCUGUAAAAUAUUGUCCAAUUAACAGUCAGAGAGUAGUUUAAAUAGAUAUUAAAGAAUGCAAAUAGUUUGCAUCUGUGGAUUUUGACCUUUGAAGUUCAUUAAAAAAACUCAUUGUCUCAACUCAUGUCAUUAAAUAGAGUGAGAAAGCCACACUGUCUUAAAAUAAAUGUGUAAUGAAGCAAUAUGUCAUAGAAACUGCCCCCAUGACCAUGAUGGUGAUAGUCGACAAAUAUCCCAUGGGAAUAUUCUAAAUCAAUUAAGUCAGUCAAUUAACACUUUUACAUUUAUAUAAAAGUAUUCAGGAAUUACUGCUGACAUUCUCAAAGAUACAUCAGGCAUUAGAUACGUCAAAUGCUCAUUAUGGGAUGGAUUCACUGUUGCUGUUCUUUCUUUUCAUUUUUUCCUUCAUUGACAAUAACAAAACUGAGAAUAUUAUGAGACAAUUUAAAUGGGCUGUAAACUGUGUCAUUAUUUUAUGGUGAUGAUAGUCUGCUCCUUUACCUUCGUAUCUUUCCUCAUGUUCAUCUCUUCAACAAUAGCUGUACAAUGAUUCUAUGCUGUGGAUGCACUUGGUAACAAUGACUGUUGGCUGUUGUUUGUUUUGUAACCAAACAGAAUUCACUCACAACUAUGUCUGCAUAUAUACAACAUCACCACGUCAUCUUUACCUUUUGAGCAACGUGUUUUACUAUUGUUUUAUAUCUUAAAUAUCAGCAUACAUAGAGAAGCAUUUUGUAAAAGAACCAGUAUAGCCCAUAUGUUAGUGAGAAUGCAUUCAUCUUUAGACUACAGCAUUAUGUAUAUUGAAUUACUGCAUUAUAGUUUUUUUUUUUUCCCGCUAUUUAAAUCUUGGUUUGGUAACAAAUAUUUCGAGGGUGAAUGUUUGGACCCGACUCGUCAAACACACAGCUAAACAUUCCUUUGAGUGUAAAACAAUAAACGCAGCAAUAAAGUGUCUAUAGAGCA
Messenger RNA from Pungitius pungitius (ninespine stickleback), 2100 nucleotides. RefSeq names its product chemokine (C-X-C motif) ligand 14 (gene cxcl14). Lineage: Eukaryota; Metazoa; Chordata; Actinopteri; Perciformes; Gasterosteidae. The transcript has 4 exons. Gene Ontology annotation, biological process: immune response. Gene Ontology annotation, cellular component: extracellular region. Bases 241 to 540 code for a protein of 99 amino acids. Gene Ontology annotation, molecular function: chemokine activity. The record is from RefSeq and is a predicted model, not a curated record.